AUGGCUUCACCGCCAAAACCAUGGGAAAGAGGUGGCGCUGCAAUUAGUGCUGCACUCCCAAGUCCUGCCAUGACUUCGACUACUUCUGCUACAUCGGGCAGCUCAGCUGGACCAUCGGUCUUAUCAUCCACAACUAGUACUUCCUCGGGCGCACCAGCCAUACCCCAACGGCCAUCCACUCUCGUGGAUACCGUCAAUCAAAACGCUUCCGCAUACUCUCCAUACGGCGCAAAUAGACCAGGAGCUGUAGGGGCCUCGCCAUAUGGUAUGGGAGGUAUGGGAGGUAUGGGAUCAUAUUCGUCGCCGUACUCAAGAAUGGGAGGGAUGGGAGGUAUGGGAGGCAUGGGAGGCAUGGGAGGAUAUGGUAUGGGAGGAGGGUAUGGAUCUAUGUAUGGCGGAGGAGGUAUGGGCGGAAUGUAUGGGAACAUGGGAGGAAUGGGUCCAAAUGAUGCCAACAGUUUAACCCAGGGCUUCACGCAGAGCACACAGGCUACUUUCCAAAUAAUCGAAAGUAUAGUUGGAGCGUUUGGAGGAUUUGCUCAAAUGUUAGAGAGCACCUAUAUGGCUACACACUCUAGCUUUUUUGCGAUGGUAUCCGUUGCUGAACAGCUCGGAAACUUGCGCAGUACCCUUGGAUCCAUCCUAGGAAUAUUUACCAUGAUGCGCUGGUUGCGCACUCUUUUCGCGAAAGUCACAGGCCGUCCUAUGCCUGCGGAUGCCACUUCCUUAACACCUUCCGCAUUUGCCUCUUUCGAAGGUCGCAAACUACUCCCAGAUGGUAGCUCCCCACCUCGUCCAUCCAAAAAGCCUUUCUUCUUCUUCAUAGCAGCCGCUUUCGGCCUCCCAUACCUCAUGGGUAAACUGAUUAAAGGCCUCGCUGCCUCCCAAGAAGAAGAGAAAAAACGACAACUUGCAUCGGGACAUCUAAUGGGUCCUGACGGCCAACCUGUUCCUGCACAACUCGACCCUUCAAAACUCGAAUUCUGCCGUGUCUUAUAUGAUUUUACACCCGAAUCCGGCGCCGCGGUUCAAGGUGUGGAUCUCGAUGUCAAGAAAGGAGAUUUAGUAGCAGUAAUCAGCAAAAGCGACCCGAUGGGCAAUCCAUCCGAAUGGUGGCGCUGCCGUGCUCGAGAUGGUCGCAUGGGAUACCUCCCCGGUGUAUACCUGGAAGUAGCAAGGCGACCUGGUCAAGCUAUUGCGGAAAUCAAGAGUGCGAGUCAAAGUGGAAGUCGCACGAGUACCUUGACCAGUUCAAGUAUUGGCCAUGCUAACCCAGCAAAAGCAAUGGUGGCCCCUCCUGCUGUAGCUGGAAAGGCAGGUGAUAUUGGAGUAGAGAGUUUUCAGAAAAGCCAAUUUCACUCGUAG
This is a messenger RNA of Sclerotinia borealis F-4128, 1365 nucleotides long. The record is from the annotation of a GenBank genome assembly. NCBI's taxonomy places the organism in Eukaryota, Fungi, Ascomycota, Leotiomycetes, Helotiales, Sclerotiniaceae.